Molecule: messenger RNA, 702 nt
Organism: Dictyostelium discoideum AX4
Lineage: Eukaryota; Evosea; Eumycetozoa; Dictyosteliales; Dictyosteliaceae
Gene: hspF-1
Product: heat shock protein Hsp20 domain-containing protein
Exons: 1
Coding region: 1-702 (233 amino acids)
Source: RefSeq, a predicted model, not a curated record
AUGACAGAAGUUACUUACCAAAUUCAAGACCAAAUAAAACAAUUUAACAAUUUUAAUCCCAUUCAAAAAACAAAUUAUAAAUAUCAAUAUAAUAGUGAUAAUGAAAAUUCUUCUUUGGUUUAUUUAAUUAAAAAUCCCAAACAAAACAAUUUUAAAAAUUAUAAUAAUAAAAUAUGUAAUUAUAAAAGAAGUUUAUCUUCUUCAUCAUUCCAAGGAAACGAAGAAAAAGAAACUAGAAAGAAAAAUAAGGCUCAAUUUUAUGAAAAUGAUUUUGAAAAUGGAUUUGGAAAUAUUUCAUCUUGGUUGAAUAAUUCAAUACCAUAUAAAUGUGAAGAUUGUAAUGGAAAUAAUGAACCACCUCAUCAAAAAUUGAAAUCUCAGGAUAUUCCAUUAUUCACUUUCUUUGAACCACUUACUUUUAUUCAUGAAAUUAAUAAGGUUAUUCAUAUUGAAUUAGAGAUAGCAGGGGUCGAUAAAGAUGAUGUUAAAGUUGAUCUCACUAACAAUAUUCUUACAAUUGUAGCAAAGAAGAAAUCAGUUUAUCCAUUAUUUCAAAAUAUGUGUGAAUUUAAAAGACAUGAAAAAUCAAUUGGUGUUUACAAAAGAGUAUUGGAAUUUAAUUCAAAUACUGUUGACAAAGAUACAAUUAAAGCAAGAUAUGUUAAUGGUAUUUUAUUAAUUACAGUCAACAAAUUUCUGUAA